UACGAGAAGCACCUGAAGGCAGCACAGACAGAGCGUGAGGGCGAGAGCAAACUGACUGACAACGGGGGAAGGGGCGGCUCACUGAGCGAUAGACUGGAUGGAAUAGAGAAAUAAAACCAGUUAGCGGAAGACGGAGUGAAAAGACAGAAAGAAGCAAGAGAGAUACACGCUCGUGUUGUAAACAGAGGCGGCGUGGGGUUUAAACACGCACGCUGAGCUGAGACGAGCCACAACAAGCUGUGUCUGUGAUUUUUCUGGCUGUGCACGGGGAACAGAAGGAGCCAUUUGGGAGAGUUCACCGGCUUUUGUUUUUCCUCCUCUCGUUUCUCUGCAACCUCCUGCCUCCUCUGAAUGAUUGAAGCCAUGCCCAUGGUGUCUGCAAGCACAGGGCUCCAUGAGACUUUGGCCCUGCUCACCUCUCAGCUCCAUUCUGAUGCCAACCACAAAGAGGACCUAGUCUUCCUCAAGGACGUCUUCAGUGAGAAAAGCCUCAGUUACCUCAUAAAGAUUCAUGACAAACUGAAGCAGUAUGAGAAACACAGCCCAACUCCAAUUCUACAUAGCGCCUCCUGUCUGGCAGAGGAUCUGGCAGAAGAGCUUCAGAACGGGCCGCUGGAGGACGAUGAGAGAGAACUGCUUCUCCUGCUGAGCACUCCUCACCUUAAGGCAGUGCUGUCCGCUCACGACACCGUGGCCCAAAAGAACUUUGAUCCAGUGCUGCCGCCACUGCCAGAAGAUCUUGACACCGACCUGGAGGAAGAGUCGGUUAAGAUCGUCCGCCUGGUGAAGAACAAAGAGCCUCUGGGAGCAACCAUCCGGAGAGAUGAAGCGACAGGAGCUGUAAUUGUGGCCAGAAUUAUGAGGGGAGGGGCAGCUGACCGUAGUGGUCUGGUGCAUGUCGGGGAUGAACUUCGAGAGGUCAAUGGACACCUGAUAACCCACAAGAGGCCAGAUGAAAUUAGUCAGAUUCUGUCCCAGUCACAAGGCUCCAUCACCCUGAAAAUCAUUCCAGCUGUUGUAGAAGAAGACAAAUUGAAGGAAAGCAGGGUCUACCUUCGGGCUUUGUUUGACUACACGCCCUAUGAGGACAAGGCCACGCCGUGCCAAGAGGCGGGACUUCCUUUUAAGAGGGGGGACAUUCUUCAGGUUGUUAGCCAGGAGGACGCUACCUGGUGGCAGGCCAAGAGAAUUGGUGACUGUAACCUGCGUGCUGCCCUCAUCCCCUCGACACAGUUCCAGGAGAGGCGCCUGAGAUACAGAAUGAAAAUGGGUUCUUUCCCUGCCCCUAUGUCCCCCAAAGGUCCUACAUAUGAUCGUGCUGGGAGAGAAGACUGUGACAGUGAGGGUGCUCUGAAUGGAAAGGAUCUAGUUUCUCCCAAGAGUAAGGCAGCCCCUGUCUUCUGUGGCAAUGCUCUUUCAUGGGAUUUUUACUCAGCUGGCCUGCGCAGAAGUUUCCGCCUUAGUAAAGAUCGGCAGGGUUCUCCAGGAGAACCUCAAACUCCAGAUGCCAAUCACACAGAGUUCCUGAUUUAUGAAGAAGUAACACAAUAUCUGCCCCGCCCUGGUGAAAGGCCUCGUCUUAUAGUACUGAUAGGUUCCCUGGGAGCUCGGAUCACUGAGCUGAAACAGAAAGUGAUCGCUGAAUAUCCUCAACGUUAUGGUUUGGCUGUGCCUCACACCACUCGAGCCAGGAAGUGUAAUGAGAGGGAAGGAGUUGAAUACCACUUUAUCACCAAAGCAGCUUUCGAGGCCUUCAUCCAGAGUGGCAAAUUUAUUGAAUAUGGGGAGUAUAAAGAUAAUCUGUACGGCACCAGUUUGGAAUCCAUUCACAACAUUUUGGAUCAAAACAAGGUCUGUCUGGUGGAUGUGCAACCAGAGGCACUGAAGUCUCUACGUAAUGCUGAGUUCAAACCAUAUGUUGUGUAUGUAAAGCCUCGCAUAAGGAAACAUCUUGGAUCUUCUUCCUCCCUCAGCUCAGGAAUCACAGAGGAUGACCUACAGGAAAUGAAACAGUCGGCGGAGCAGAUGGACAAGUGCUAUGGCCCCUGGGUGGACUACGUCUUGGUAAAGGAGGACCCGGUUAGUGCCUUAGCUGAGCUCCAGGUCGUACUGGAAAGGGUGCAGAUGGAGCGUCAGUGGGUGCCUGUGUCCUGGGUAAGAUGCUAGCCUGGUUCAAGUUGGAUCAGCGAGUGGAGGACAGGUUAAACUCCAGAUGUUCUGAGUCAUCCAGCGCUUACUGUCAUACUAACAUUACAAACCUACUUGUGAUCGGUGGCUCAGUUACGGCAUUACUGUAAACAACAAGCAAGCAUUCAGUGUAAAAUGGCAGAAUAACUACCAGGCAUCUACACCUAGUAUGAUCAAUUAUGAAAACAUGCUUACUGUAAAGUGCCAAAGAUAAUUGUAAAAUAAGACAAUUAAUCUACAAACCAUCUUGUCAUACUGCUGUAUUAAAUAAGAACCAUGCAUUUGAAGACAAAUAAAAUCAUACAUCUACAGUAUUUGGGGAAACCAUUUACUCUAGAAUGACAAUUACAAACCAUAAACAAAAGAAAUAUACAUAUGUAGUUGCAUUGUGUCAGCAUUCUACUUCCAAAGCUUCUUGAUCGACAUAUUCUUCUCACUGUCUUUCUGCAUCACCUGGUGAACAGAACAGGAAACAAUCUUAAUAGGCAGGACUACAAAAGUGUUUUACAGGUAUUCAUUCCAGAUAGGGGGAUGGGAGGUAGACGUAAGCACCACCUUUAAAUAUCUUUGAGACAAUGUAAGUGGUAAAAAGGUUAUGAAAGUACAGAUUUCUGAGAAACACUGUAAAGAAUGGUUACAAACCUUUGCCACAGCCAUCUCAAAGUCCUCCUGGUUGACGUGAACUCUUCUUUCUCUCAGAGCAUACAUCCCCGCCUCUGUGCAAACACCCUAAAAA
This is a messenger RNA of Etheostoma cragini (Arkansas darter), 2923 nucleotides long. Its product is annotated as MAGUK p55 subfamily member 3-like. NCBI's taxonomy places the organism in Eukaryota, Metazoa, Chordata, Actinopteri, Perciformes, Percidae. The coding region runs from base 352 to 2166 and encodes 604 amino acids. Gene Ontology annotation, cellular component: cell-cell junction; plasma membrane. Gene Ontology annotation, molecular function: protein binding. The record is from RefSeq and is a predicted model, not a curated record. The transcript has 20 exons.